Coffea eugenioides is the source of this 986-nucleotide messenger RNA. RefSeq names its product outer envelope membrane protein 7. The record is from RefSeq and is a predicted model, not a curated record. The coding region runs from base 257 to 493 and encodes 78 amino acids. NCBI's taxonomy places the organism in Eukaryota, Viridiplantae, Streptophyta, Magnoliopsida, Gentianales, Rubiaceae. The transcript has 2 exons.
UAUUUGGAAACCUGGCCGGUUGACUUUAGGCGAAACCACGGGAGUUUCUUACCAAUCAUCUAUAUCCCAAAUCUUCCCUAAUUUCUGUCUUCUAGCCCUAAUUGCAAGAGUUAGGGACAAACCUUUUCAGUAGAAAACUUCUGCCAGCGAAACCUUUUCAGUAGAAACCUUUUCUCUGCUAAACUCCCUAGUCCCAAACAAGUCAAGGCCUAGAGAGGGCGAGCGGGACGGGUUGUUAACAGAGAAAGUGGUAGAGAUGGGGGCUUUGACCGCAGCACUGAUUGCAAUAGCAGGUGUAGCACUGGGUUGGAUCACCAUUGAGAUCGCCUGCAAGCCCUGUCUUGAGAAGGGCCGUGAAGCCAUCGACCGCAACCUCAACCCAGAUUAUGACCCUGAUGAUCAUGAUGAAGCUAUUCGUGCCCCUCUCGAACCAAAAUCGAUGCAACACUCUGAACAUCCUUCUUCAACUUCUACUCCUGUCAAAGCCAUAUGAUCUUCAAGUGAGAAAUUAGAAAGAAUUGGAUCUACAAUUUGGUGCUUACUAAGGGAAAGCCACAUGUGCUCUUGUAUUGAGGAGUUUCUGAGAAGGAAUAAGUACUUUCUGUACCAUAUAUAAUUUUGUACACUAAGGUUUCAAGUAAAUUUGGUGCAAGCAUUGAAUGAAGACAAUUGUGAAGCAAUUCUGAUGUUGUUGAUGGUUCUACUGCCCUUGAGUGAUGACAAGUGUGAUCACAUUUGAUACACGUUAUGUUCACUCAUUCACUUUAAUCGCCAUGCUUACAAUGACUUCCCUAUAUUGACGACCUGAUUCUAGGAAAGAUCAUGUGUGCUUAGGAUGUCAAAAUUAAGAUGAUGCGUUGUCUAUGAUUUGUGGUUAUAAUUUGGCAAACUGUUUUGGAUUUAUCCGAUAAUCAUUUUCUAAUUUUUCACACAUAUUGAUUGGAUUGUCUACAGGUAUCCCUGGAUCAAUGCAAAUUAUUUUCUCA